AUGGUGAAAAAAAUGGACAGGAUAUCCGAGUUGCCGAAAGACGUAUUGCGCAAGAUACUAUAUUUCCUGUCGCAAGAGGAAGCUGCUCGAACCUCGAUCUUGUCCAAACCAUGGCGUUACAUUUGGUGCACACGCCCGAAUCUUGAUUUUUCAUAUGCGCCACCUCCGAGGGAGGGAAACAAUUCUCACGGCGGCGUUCGAAAUAAAAUAAAUAAAGAUGAAUUUCUAUCGAUUGUCGACAAUGCUUUACGGCGAUGCCAUGAUCAAAAUGUGUGCGUGGAGGAAUUUCGUCUUUCUACAUCGCUCGGCGAUUUGGAUCACGAAUCCGUUUCGUUUCUCGAGAAGUGGGCCGAGUUAUUAUCAAAUAUGGGUACGAAGAAAUUCGAUCUCUCUCUUCUCUCGGAUCACGCCCCGGGUCGGGUCGAACUGCCACCGGUCGUGUUUGGAUCCGAAUCUCUCCAACGUUUGCAUGUGGAAAGAUUCGUGUUGGAUGAAAAGGCUAUUGAAAGAUUAGUACCCCUCAAGCAUCUAAAAUCACUUAGUCUCCAAGAAAUAGUAAUUCAGGACGAGGUCGUUUUCGGAAAAAUAAUCGCGAAUUGUCCCUUGAUCGAAAAUUUAGAUGUUCAAGGACUCGUAACCUCGAAUAUAAUUAAGGUGGAUGAUCUUCGCAAUCUCAAGAAAUUGAAAUUCCAUUCCGACGUGUUGCGUCUAAAAUCCGGCGAGCAACUUUGCAGCAUCGAAAUCCAUCGCCCGUCGUCUCUCGAAACCCUAAAAAUCCAAACGGGCAAUAUUUCGUUGAACAAAGGAGCCGAAUUUCUUAAUCUGAAGAAAUUAUAUCUCUCGUACGUCGAAUCUCCAUUGGACCACUUGUCGUCGUGUAAAUUUCCGAGCCUCGAGUACUUGAAAUUCAACGGUUGCAAUGGACUCAAAGGAAUUCGGGUAUUCAUCGACGCGCCGAAAUUGGUCUAUUUUGAAUACACAGAAAAAUUCGUUCCGUCCAUCUAUAUCGCAACGGCUUCCGAAGAGUGGAAAUCGAGCGUGAACUUAUGGUACAAGCCUUCGAACGAUCCCCCUUCGUUGUUUUUCCCCAGGCUAAAAGAAUUGCUCGAGUCAUUAAGCCAAUCGAAAAUUUAUCUGAACCUUACUCGUGCCAUGCAUUAUAACAACGAGCCCUACGUAAUCCCGGAAAAUAUCCAGAAUGGUUGCGAUGGCGAUAAAUACGUUGCGGUGGAGAGCUUGAAUUUUUUUCUAUGUUUGCCUUCUUUUCGGUAUAUUUUGAAUGGUUUUUUUGGUAUUUGUCGGCCAAGAUACGUCGUCGGUGAGUCCCGAUACUGCGGCGAUUGGGACUGGAAAACGGGAGUUACCGAGUGUUUGUGGAAGAUUCUAAUUGUGGAGAGAGAAAGUCAAGAAGAAUGGUUCCGAGAUUUGGAGGAAGCGAGAUUGGAGAUUUGUGGUCUCUCUAAUAGAGACGAAUGGCGUUCGAUAACUUUUUCGGAAUUGUCGAAUUAUGACCAUAGUGAAUAUCAUACUCGCUAUGCUUUGAAAUGGAGAGGAAAUUAG
This is a messenger RNA of Erythranthe guttata (spotted monkey flower), 1560 nucleotides long. RefSeq names its product F-box/LRR-repeat protein At3g26922. Gene Ontology annotation, molecular function: protein binding. NCBI's taxonomy places the organism in Eukaryota, Viridiplantae, Streptophyta, Magnoliopsida, Lamiales, Phrymaceae. The record is from RefSeq and is a predicted model, not a curated record.